Molecule: messenger RNA, 3754 nt
Organism: Meleagris gallopavo (turkey)
Lineage: Eukaryota; Metazoa; Chordata; Aves; Galliformes; Phasianidae
Source: RefSeq, a predicted model, not a curated record
GGGAGCAAAAUAUCUUGAAAUUGCAGCGUACGCCGGGGAGGCUCUCCUUUCCCUGGGAGGGCGGAUCCUGGAGCUGCAGGAUGUGUGUAUUGCAAUGCGGUCAGGCUGACAUCCCAAACCCAGGUAUUCGGAUUGGUUUUGUUAAAAUGACUUCUGUGUGUUUUUAGCAUCUGUUUGAGUCUGAAAUACUCUGAAUGCUGAGGCCUUUCUCCUCCCCCUCAGUAAUUACCCCGGCUGUCCUCAACCAAAUCAUUGUUGCCUCAUGCUGUCCCUGGAAUCAAACACCAGCAGGCUGUGCUCUGUUCUGCCGAGCUCCCCCAACACUGCCGUGCCUUCUGCCGGGCUCAGCCGCUGGGAUAUCGCUGCCGCUUGAAUAUGGAAGAUCUGUGCGUGCUGCGAUUUGCAUUAUUGUAAAUGGGGUAAUUGAAUUACAGCCUCAGCCACGGCUUGUUCCUCCGGUGCUAUCAGCGGUCAGCCAGCGCCAGCGGGGGUGCUGGGCAGGACCAGCUGAGUGCUUGCUUGGGUCUGACAUUUCCACCAACUCUAUCAUUGGAUGAGAAAGCUACUUCUUUUAACGUAAAUUGCCAAGGCAGUCUCUGGAAGCAAGACGACGUUAGAUGCUAACCUAAAAAAUAAAGCUAACCUGAGACCCUCCAGCUUCUGAUAAGCUGCUGAUUUAACUUGUCCGUGUAUUUGUGAGGCGUACAGGGAAUCUGGCGCAUCCCCGUGGAUGAAAUCGACCGCCCGGGCAGUUUUGCAUCUCAUAUGAACCGCUCUAUAGUCCUGCUGCUCAAUGUGCUGUCACAGCUGAAGGAUUACAACACCCUGCUGAAAGUCUCAUCUAUGCUACAGAGGACCCCUGAUCAGGGAAAGAAGUACUUACGUGAUGCAGAUCGCCAGGUUCUGGCCCAGCAAGCCUUUGUGCUGACAGUGAAGGUGCUGGAGGACACGCUGAACGAUCUGACACAGGUUUCAGAAGAUCAGAGUGCCAAGACUUCUAACCUCACCUCAGGAAGGAUGACAACAGACGUUUCUAAUAAAACUAGUGCUGAAGAGGGCAAAGACGUCCUUCCCAAAAAACCAGUUUUGUCUGAUGGAGUAGUACACAGUACUGAAAAUGGAGUGAAAGAAGUGACUCAGGGACAAAUCCCCAGUGCUAUGGACAUAUUGGAACACGAGGACAAAAAUGCCAAGGAAAUUAGAGAGCUCCCUAGGCCUGGUUCUGUUGAGCCUAUGGAUUUUGAUGGAUAUUCCAAUGACCCUGAAAAAAUUGAUACUUUGUGUAAACACAGUGAGCCGGACCGUCUUCAGUCUGGCAGGAACUCAAAAGAGAGAGUUCCAGAGAGCCGGACUGCAGAACUGUCUUUGGAAGAGCUAAGCAUCAGCUCAAAACAGCAACAGCAGGCAACUAAAGUUCAAGCAGUACCUACAGAAGAACCUGUCCAGAGAUCAAGCAGGAAGAGGAAAUUACUGGAAGAUGUUGAGUCUGGGAAAACACUUCUGCUUGAUGCCUACAGAGUGUGGCAGCAAGGUCAGAAAGUUAUGGCCUACGACCUGGGUAAAAUUGAGAAGAUCAUGUCUGAAACAUACAUGCUGAUUAAGCAGGUGGAUGAAGAAGUAGCACUUGAACAGGCAGUCAAGUUUUGCCAGGUGCAUAUGGGAGCAUCAGCCCAGAAACAGUCCACAGCAGAAACACCCACAACCCCAAAGCAUACGAAGGACAACAGAGAGAGCUUCUUCCCAGUAACACCAGCCACCCUGCAUCCUGCCCCAGUGAAUCCAGACACUGUGACUCCUGAAAAUCUCCUGAGAUUGAACGAUCUGCAUUCCAAAUCCAAACCAGCCUCUUCCUCUUCAUCGUCCUCCUCCUCAGCAUCUUCUUCAGUGCCUCCAUCCCAGGAGUCACACAGGGACACUGAACAUCUCCGGAGUCAGAAUGCAGAGACUGCUCCCAGCAUGAGUGAUCUUGCACGUGAGGACGAAGAGCUUGAAGUGCCUUUGGAGGGUCUUGGAUUUCAGCAACAGGAGUCACGGCUUUGUCAGCAGAUGAAAAUGGCUACUGUUGCACCAUCAUCAGAGCCUGUUUGUUGGCAAGUGGAAUCAGUGACCAGCACAAAUUCGGGACAUGUUUGUACCCAAGCCUCCAGUUCCAAGCCUGAACUCAGCUCCAGUUCACAGACUUUGGGAAGUCAGCAGAACAAGACAGAUGGCACCCGAGUAAAAACUCGCGUUCUGCCCAACAUGCCAAAGCUUUUCAUACCUUCAUCUGUCACCAAAUUUCCACCUGAGAUCACUGUCACUCCACCCACUCCCACCCUCCUUUCUCCAAAGGGCAGCAUUUCAGAAGAGACCAAGCAAAAAUUAAAGUCUGCUAUUUUGUCUGCUCAGUCCGCAGCGAAUGUAAAGAAGGAGAGCCUUUGUCAGCCAGCUUUGGAAAUCUUAGAGACCUCAAGCCAGGAGUCCUCACUGGAAAGUGAUACUGAUGAAGAUGAUGACUACAUGGACAUAUGAAUGAAUUCUGGCCAUCAUCAACACCAACCAUAUAACCAUUCUUGUUGCCAACAUCUCUGGCAGUCCAAACAUCCUCGUUGGCAUUGCUCACCAUUUAAUCUGCAUCGUGUUCUUCACUUUCAUUACCUUUGUUACCACCACUACCACUUGUAUUGCCUUCAAAAUCUUCGCCAUUCUCCCCAUCAUGGUGCUUAACAGAAGAAAAACGAUUGUUUACCAGGCAGUUAAUUCAUUUGGACCACACCGUCACCUUUAACUUCAGUAAAUGCAAGGAUUUUUUUUUUUUUUAGCUGCAACUGGCAUCUCUGUACUGUUUUUGCUUCUUCAACCAGAGCCUUGGGAUUCAAUCCAAUAGCUCUUUUCUAUAUCGUUUUCUUCCUUUUAGUUGUCUUUUUACAUUUUUGCCAUUAGUUAAGUUUUUCUCCCAAUAAUUCAACAGUGGAAUCUCUGUCUGGUCUUGCCAUGAUUAGUCUAGCUCCUUUCAAGGUGAAUGGAGUAGAAAAAGUUUGCUGAGCUGGUAGAGGAUUUAAUUUUAUUAAGAAAGUCUGUUGUGGGGUGAAAAGGGUGAGCGGACAGGCUGUCAGCUGCUUGGCACAGUUGUGUGCUUUGCUGGAAUUUGUCUUGGUGUCAGUAGGCAAAGAACCAGCUUAUCUAGGCAGACAGAGGGCUUGGCCUCCUGUUUGUGCUCAUUUCACACCAAUGUAAGGUCCAGCAGAAAUUACCAACCUGAAUGUUGGCUUAACGAACUGAUCUUUCCAGAAUUGUCUUACAGUCCUUUCUCUUCUAAUGCCUUGGACAAGCAUUUUGAACUGGGGGCUAGAUGAUAUUUUUAUGGUGGUAUUGAAAAAGACUUAAGAUUUCAGUACCGUUUCAGUAAUGUCUGUUUUUUACAGAAUGACAUGAAAAGGUGUUUUUUAUCUAUCUGCAGAGGGACUGCUCACAGUUAUUUAUAUGAGAAAAUAAUGGUAACAAAGAUCUUUUUUUUUUUUUACUGAAUAUUACCUUUGUAAAAUAAUGAAUGCAAUCCAUGCAAAAAAAACCUACGUCACACUAUAUAUACACACACGUGCUCACACAUACAUAUAUAUGUCUGUGUACAUAUAUAUAUGUAUGUAUUUGAAAAAAGGAAAUGCAUACAGCUUGCCAUGUUGGAUUUCUUUGUGUUUGAGGGAGGUGGUUUUCUGUAAAAUGCAGAGCUUUGUAUAAACUUUUGUUUUUUUCUAAUAAAGCUGAAAUGUACCUA